This is a messenger RNA of Macrosteles quadrilineatus (aster leafhopper), 1887 nucleotides long. RefSeq lists its product as uncharacterized. Bases 25 to 864 code for a protein of 279 amino acids. The transcript is spliced from 3 exons. Lineage: Eukaryota; Metazoa; Arthropoda; Insecta; Hemiptera; Cicadellidae. The record is from RefSeq and is a predicted model, not a curated record.
CCGAGUAACCCCGCAGUGGUAAACAUGAUUCCCCGAGGUCUUCUGUUCCUCGGUCUCCUAGUCGCCUGUUGGGCCGACCCCAUCCCUGAGAGCGGGUUGGAGGACUGUUUCAAGAAGGACUCCAUCUCCUGUGUCCAGAUCCAACUGUUCCGUAACGCCCGAUCUUUCUUCGACCAAGAGAGCGUGGAUUUGUUCGGAGGAUUGUCCCUCGUCAAGAACCCCGGUACCAAGGACAAGAGCGCUCGUGCUCUCGAGGACUCCAGCGAGAACCAGGUUUUGACUGCCAAGGAUGCUGGUCAGCGCGAGGAGCUGCUGGAAGCCUUCGCCAUCAAGAAGCUAGGAUCGUUCUUCCAGGAGCGAAGCCUGAGCUGGAACUUGUCACCCGUAGUAGACACUGUCGCUUCCACCGCUCGUAGUCUCGUCAACAGUGUUCCUGCUGACGUCAAGGAAAACAUCUCCGAGUAUGUUGAGGGACGAGGAAAGAAGAAGAAGCUGCUGAAGGCUCUGUUCCCUCUGCUGAUCGGAUUGAAGGUGAAGCUCGCAGCGUUCGCCGGUCUGGCGUACAUCGUGAUCGCGCUGAUCGCCAAGAAGGCUCUGCUGGCGUCUCUCAUCUCCCUGGCCAUCUCCGGCUUCAUCGCCAUCAGGAAGCUGUUGUCUCAGCACCACCAUGCGCCGGCUCACCACGAGGUGGUGGCCCACCCGGUGGAGUACAGCAGCCACGGUGGCGGCUGGAGCGGUGGCGGUGGCGGCGGCGGCGGUGGCUGGGAUAGCUACAGCGGCCAUGGAGACGCCCACGGCUCAUACAGCAACAACGUGGCUCACUCCAUCGCCUACUCCGCCCAGAAGCCCGUCCGCAGGAGAUAAACUGAUACGACGAAGAGGAAUUCACAAAGAGAAGAGACUGUACAUAGUGUUCAUACCCAAGCUAUUUAAUAUUAAUUUAUUUUAUACGUGAUGUAUCACCCGUUAUAGAACCGUUUACAAAACAUGGUUAUUAGUGUAAAUAGUCAGGCCACCUUGGCUCUCUGGUUACUUACCUCUAGAUAACACUUUGGUGCUACAAGUUAAAUAUAUAGUUCAGAGUAACAUCCAAGAACUGUAGGAGCAAAAUGUUCAUUUUACACCCUCAGUGUUCUAACAGCUGUUCAAGUACAACUUAGCUCAUGGGACUUCUCAUGAACAUAGUAAUCGUAAGUGAUGUUGUUAUACCUUAUCUUACUACAACUAUAUCGUAACUGACUUCCCACUAACUUGCACUACUUUUACUUUUAUUGUUACCUAUAAACACAGUUUUGCACGGCUCGAAUACUACAAUCCUCAUUUUCUUCGCCAGUCUUUUGAAUAAGCCUACUGCUUGCUCCCUUCUCUUCGUCAUCCACUAUUAAAUAGUGCUGCACAUGAUGUUCAUUUCAUUUAUUAUUCGUCUAUCUCUCUUUUGUUUGUAGUUUAACUAUUCUCAUUGUUGUGUUUUGAUGAUCUAUUUGUUUUGUAGCAUCUUGUUUUUCAUACCGUAACUUACUUUGUAGCUUUAUUCCUUAUUUUAUUUUCCUUGACUCUCUGUGAUAUCUAUGAUUUAGUUCUGCUUAUUUAAGCUUUAUUUUCAUUUUGUUUGUAUAUAAGUUACAAUUUAACCACUUUUACGCUGACUGAUAGUAGUUUCUUUAAUCAUUUAACUAUUCGUCAUCUUUUAGUUCUUUUGUAGUUUCUAGUGCGUAUUCGUCAGUUAUUAAGAACAUGUAUUCUUAGUGGUGUUUCAGUAUUUAUUUGAUUGUUUGCAUUUGAUACGUCUGUACUGAGUUAUGUGUGUUUUUAUUGCUAAACAGAACAUUGUAUUUAUUUACCAAAGAAAUCCAGCCUUUUCUAUAAUAAAUAAUGUUUCAUACAAUG